AUAACAACAAAAUGGUCAACUAUGAUGCGCAAGAGGGGUUCUCAGUUACUUCGACUACAGUGGUGGAUACUGCUGUAACAAGAGUAACACAAAAUUCAGAAAACUCUUUAAUUCUAACGAAUAAAAAACUUAACAAUGAACGGAGUGAAAACAAGGACAAAGAAUAUAAUACUAACAAAACAAUGGUGUGGACAUCUAAAUCCCAGUUAUCUCCAUAUUUAUUAUCACCUACAUCCAGUAUAUUGAGUUUAGAGGUGGUCAAUUUUCAUCACGCAGGUAACUACACUUGUGCUCCUUCGAAUGCCAGAGCAGUAAGUAUUACUGUGCACGUUCUAAGAGGGGAAAUUCCGGCUGCAAUGCAACAUGCCAAUCACAGUAACUUUGAAAGUGACAACAAUAAUAACAGUUUCACUGGAUCGAAAUUUCCUAAUAGUGGGAAUAGCUGUCACCGUACUUUCUUUCUCAAAGAAAUACCAAGUCUGGAAACAAAGUACUACUACUCCAUAAUUUCUGAAAAUAAAAUAGAAGUAUUGUUUUAUAUUAUCAAGUCAAUUGUAAUAUUGUUGCGCAAUUUAAAGUGUUAAAGGAAUAAA
Bactrocera latifrons is the source of this 593-nucleotide messenger RNA. RefSeq lists its product as uncharacterized. The transcript has 2 exons. Gene Ontology annotation, cellular component: neuron projection membrane. The coding region runs from base 12 to 584 and encodes 190 amino acids. The record is from RefSeq and is a predicted model, not a curated record. Gene Ontology annotation, biological process: synapse organization. NCBI's taxonomy places the organism in Eukaryota, Metazoa, Arthropoda, Insecta, Diptera, Tephritidae.